AUGAUGGCAGCUUCAUCUCACCCCGUCGUCCCCGAAAACAUCCCUCAGCAGACCCUGAUCAACGAAAGCGGUCGACCGCCGGGUCCCGAUCCAGGCUCAACAACCACCAGCAGAGGCACAACACAAACACAACGACCUCUCGACCCUCGCAACAACAUCGAAGACUACAACCGUGUCAUGCUGCAGUACACCCAGCGCCGGAUGUCCACUUUCUGCGACAUGAAUGACGGCCAUGGUUCUCCCAGCGGCAGCAGCAACUCCAGCAGCUCCAGCAGCCGGAGCAGUGACGCAAGUUCUUCGCUCAGCGGUGACACUGCCGUUUCCAAUCCGCAAAAGGAGGCCGUGGAUCGUCUGCAGUUCUAG
Molecule: messenger RNA, 363 nt
Organism: Aspergillus chevalieri
Lineage: Eukaryota; Fungi; Ascomycota; Eurotiomycetes; Eurotiales; Aspergillaceae
Exons: 1
Coding region: 1-363 (120 amino acids)
Source: RefSeq, a predicted model, not a curated record